AAUGUUCUAACCUCUCCACAGUUCGUCACCCUCCUCGCCACCGUUGCCUGCGCCAGCGCUGGAUACCUGGAACCAGCCUACAGCUCGUACUCUGCUCCGGCUCUGGCCUACUCGAGCCCAGCCUACAGCUACGGAUACCAGAACGCUGGACACUCCCUGGCCUACAGCGCCCCGAUUGCCCGCACCUACGCCGCCCCGGCCCUGUCCUACGCCGCUGCCCCGAUCGCUACCUCCUACGCCGCCCCUGCUCUGUCCUACGCCGCUGCUCCGAUUGCCCAAUCGUACGCUGCCCCUGCCCUUUCGUACACCCGCAGCUACGCCCCUGCCCUGUCCUAUGCCCGUAGCUACGCUCCAGCUCUGUCCUACGGAAACAACUACGGAUACUCGUCGUACGCCGCUCCUCUGGCCACCAAGACCGUCGCCAUUGCCCAGCCGGCUGCCAUCGCCGCUCCAGCUGCCGCCCUGAGCUACGCUCCUGCCCACGCCACCAGCUACACCAGCUCGUACAUGAAGUACAACAGCCCGCUGAUCGCCUAUGCCUACUAAGAUCUUCCGGGAGCAAACAGGACGCCAGCACUAGUCACGGCGAACUGCAGAUCGGCCAUGAUUGUUGAAAUGUUGAUUAUUUGAAUAAAAUUUUCGCUUAAAACAAA
Messenger RNA from Culex quinquefasciatus (southern house mosquito), 653 nucleotides. Its product is annotated as cuticle protein 16.5. The transcript has a single exon. NCBI's taxonomy places the organism in Eukaryota, Metazoa, Arthropoda, Insecta, Diptera, Culicidae. The record is from RefSeq and is a predicted model, not a curated record. The annotation marks the transcript as partial.